AUGCGACCUGUGUGCUCAGAAGAAGGCCAUGACAAGGACCGGGACAGGAGGAGGCCAGAAGUGAACAAUGUGAUAAAAACUGAGGCCAAAACUGACUGCAUGAGGAACGUGGCUAAAGGAGAAUGUCCACGAAGACAGACCGCCGCUCGUCCCCAAGGUCCCGCUGGCCGACGAGGGGACCCCGAGGUCACCCGGGCACGGGGUCACUCGGCCACGCACUGUGCUACCACGUGGGGGAAAAAGUUUCCAAUUCCGCCUGUUGGGCCUCCCAGCGCGCCCGGGCAGAGCAGAGGCCCGCGCUCGGGCACCCGCUCCCUUUUCCGUCGCCUCAAGUCGCAACCCAUCCCCGAGAAGCCCCCACCCUUCAAGCGUCCCUUCUCCGACUUUCUUCCUUUCCUGGCUGCUCGGGUCACCCAGGAGAAAAGGCCCGUGGGGCUCCGGAACGGUCUGGGCGCCCCAGGAGAGCCGGAGACUGGGUUAAGAUCCGGCAAGGAAGACAAUGGGAAGCCCCCGUCCUCCGCCCCGUCCCGGCCCAGACCCCCGCGGAGGAAGCGGAGAGAGUCCACCUCGGCCGAAGAGGACAUCAUUGAUGGAUUUGCCAUGACCAGCUUUGUCACUUUUGAAGCGCUGGAGAAAGAUGUAGCACUUAAGCCUCAGGAACGUGUGGAGAAAGGCCAGACUCCCCUGAGUAAGAAGAAACGAGAAGCACUUACCAAUGGCUUGUCUUUUCAUUCAAAGAAGAGCAGGCUGAGCCAUCCACACCACUACAGUUCAGAUCGAGAAAAUGACCGCAAUCUCUGCCAGCACCUUGGAAAGAGAAAGAAAAUGCCGAAGGGACUCAGACAGCUCAAGCCAGGGCAGAACAGCUGCAGGGAGAGUGACAGUGAAAGUGCCAGCGCAGAAUCCAAGGGCUUCCCCCGGAGCAGCUCCCGUGAACGGCUCAGUGAUAGUUCAGCUCCUUCCAGCUUGGGAACAGGCUACUUCUGUGACAGUGACAGUGACCAGGAAGAAAAGGCAUCAGAUGCCAGCUCUGAAAAACUCUUCAACACUGUGAUUGUAAACAAAGAUCCGGAAUUAGGUGUUGGCACGCUGCCCGAACAUGACAACCAGGAUGCAGGGCCGAUUGUCCCCAAGAUAUCGGGUCUAGAGAGGAGCCAGGAGAAGAGCCAGGACUGUUGCAAAGAGCCUAUCUUUGAGCCCGUGGUGCUUAAAGACCCCUGUCCUCAGAUCCCACAGCCGCUACUCCAGCCCCCGGUGGAGCCCCAGCUCCGAGCUCCUUCUCCGGACCCUGACUUGGUGCAGCGCUCAGAGGCCCCAGCCCAGCCACCCCCUCCGAGUACUCAGCCACCACAGGGCCCCCCAGAGGCCCAGCUGCAGCCUGCCCCGCAGCCUCAGGUGCAGCGACCACCCCGGCCACAGUCCCCCACCCAGCUGCUUCACCAGGGCCUCCCAUCUGUGCAGGCCCACCCCUCGUCCCAGAGCCUCUCCCAGCCACUGUCCACCUACAACAGCAGCAGCCUGAGCCUCAACAGUCUCAGCAGUAGCAGAAGCAGCACUCCAGCGAAGACUCAACCCGCUCCUCCACACAUCUCCCACCACCCUUCUGCCUCCCCAUUCCCCCUCUCUCUGCCCAAUCACAGCCCCCUGCACAGCUUCACACCCACCCUCCAGCCCCCCGCACACUCACAUCACCCCAAUAUGUUUGCCCCUCCCACUGCUCUGCCUCCUCCACCACCACUGACGUCAGGGAGUCUGCAGGUCCCCGGACACCCUGCCGGGAGCACUUACUCAGAGCAAGACAUCUUGCGCCAGGAACUGAACACACGUUUUUUGGCCUCUCAGAGUGCUGACCGUGGGGCUUCCCUGGGCCCUCCGCCCUACCUGCGGACCGAGUUCCACCAGCACCAGCACCAGCACCAGCACACGCACCAGCACACGCACCAGCACACCUUCACGCCAUUUCCCCACGCCAUCCCGCCCACUGCCAUCAUGCCGACGCCAGCACCUCCCAUGUUUGACAAAUACCCUACAAAAGUUGACCCAUUCUACCGGCACAGUCUCUUCCAUUCCUAUCCUCCUGCAGUAUCGGGCAUCCCCCCCAUGAUCCCACCCACUGGCCCUUUUGGUUCACUACAAGGAGCAUUUCAGCCCAAGACAUCCAACCCAAUCGAUGUCGCUGCUCGGCCUGGGACAGUCCCACACACUUUACUCCAAAAGGACCCGAGGUUGACAGAUCCUUUCAGACCUAUGUUAAGGAAACCAGGGAAGUGGUGUGCUAUGCAUGUUCACAUUGCCUGGCAGAUUUACCACCAUCAGCAGAAAGUCAAGAAACAGAUGCAGUCAGACCCACAUAAGUUGGACUUUGGACUGAAACCUGAGUUCCUGAGCCGCCCGCCAGGCCCCAGUCUCUUCGGAGCCAUCCACCACCCCCAUGACCUGGCCCGGCCUUCAACUUUGUUCUCUGCCGCUGGUGCUGCACAUCCAACCGGAACCCCCUUUGGGCCACCUCCUCAUCACAGCAACUUCCUCAACCCUGCUGCCCACCUAGAACCUUUUAAUCGGCCGUCUACAUUCACAGGCCUCGCUGCAGUCGGUGGCAACGCCUUUGGGGGACUUGGGAACCCUUCAGUUACACCCAACUCAAUGUUCGGCCACAAGGAUGGCCCCAGUGUGCAGAGCUUUAGCAACCCUCACGAACCCUGGAACCGGCUGCACCGAACGCCUCCGUCGUUCCCGACCCCUCCGCCCUGGCUGAAGCCAGGGGAGCUGGAGCGCAGCGCGUCCGCUGCAGCUCAUGACAGAGAUAGAGAUGUAGAUAAACGAGACUCAUCCGUUAGUAAAGAUGACAAAGAAAGGGAAAGCGUGGAGAAGAGACACUCCAGCCAUCCUUCACCAGCACCUGUCCUCCCGGUGGGCGCCCUGGGGCAUAACCGCAGCUCUACCGAACAGAUCAGGGGUCAUUUGAACACCGAGGCUCGCGAAAAAGACAAACCCAAAGAGAGGGAGCGAGAGCACUCGGAAUCCCGCAAGGACCUGGCCGUGGAGGAGCACAAGGCGAAGGAGGGCCACGCGCCCGAGAAGGACGCGCACAGCCAUGAGGCGCGCGCCCUGGGCGAUGAGGCCAAGAAAGCUGAGCAGCAGACCUUGCAGGAAGCAGGUAAUCAACAGAAAGUGAGGCCCCAGGAAGGUCAGUGGACAGCGACCCAAAAUGACUCUAUGCUAUUCCUCACCUAUAUAACGGAUAACCAGAUGAAGUCAAAACCAGGGACCGGCCUGCUGGCGCCGGGUCUCCCCAGCAUGCACUACCCCAGGAUCAGCCCCACUGCCGGCCACCAGAACGGGCUGCUCAAUAAGACCCCACCCACGGCGGCCCUGAGCGCGCCCCCGCCGCUCAUCUCCACUCUGGGGGGCCGCCCGGGGUCCCCACGCAGGACUACCCCGCUGUCCGCGGAGAUCCGGGAGAGGCCCCCCUCACACACGCUCAAGGACAUCGAAGCCCGGUGAAGGGGACAGGAAAGCCUGGAUGUGGGGCGAGGAAGCGAGCGACUGGGCGGAACCCCGCCUCCCCAAGACUGCGGGUGAACAGCCCCACUUCCGCCCCUGUACAGUGUACAGACUCCGCGCAGAUUUUGAAAUGUUUUUGUAUAUUAUACGUUGAAAUUUUUCAGAUCCUUUAGCCAACUCGUAUGUCCUCAUGUCUCUUUUUUGUUCCUUCUAUAAAACUUUUUGAUUUGAACCGAAACAGUGAAGAGGACAACACACACCAGUCGGAUGACAUUUGGGGGGUGGGGGCACCCACACGAUCUGUAGCGCAGAGCUCGUUCAGAUGGGAAGGGAAGGCCGUGUGUACAUAGCGUGUAAAAAAGAUUGCUUCAUGAGCUGAUGGUUCAUAUAUGCAAAAGGGUAAGAUGAAAGCUUUACUUUGUACAAAUGUAAAUAGAUAAAGAUUAAGUAACAUAAUACAUUAAUACUUCUUAAAAUGUGCUAUUAGCAAACCUGGUAUCAGUGAGCACAGUCCGCUAAGGCCGUGUUCCCGUAUAUUGUUAUAGACAGCUGAACCCUUCAACUAUGCAAUGAAUGUUAGGGCUUUUCACAAAAGCCCGCCUAACUCAAAGGAGCCUUUUCAGAUCCAUUUACAACAUACUUAAGGUCAUAUUUUCCCUAAACAAGCGCUUACGUGAUACGACUCUGUUUUCCUUGCUUGUGUUUUUUGUUUGUUUUUGUUUUUGUUUCAAAUAGAGAAACACCAUACUUUGCAGCUCGGACCCCAGGCUGGAACUUUGCAUCUGAAGUUGCUGCUUGUGGGCUUGGGGUGGUGGGGGGGUGCCCCCUGGGAAGGUAACAGGACAGGAGCACCCAGUGCCGGGCAGGAUGGGGCUUGUCAGAUGCCAAAAGCAGGGGGCGGUGGUGGUACAGGUCAGGAGCAGACCGCAGAAUCGCCUCACCGCCAGUCACCUGAUGUCACACACCCCCCUCAUGCGGGAACCAUUCCUUUUUCUGUGUCCUAGUUCAUAUCUGUACACACUUUCUCAUUUUGUAAUACGAGUUCAUGACACCCAAACAGAUCCUGAAAGAAAGCUUCACGUUUUCUCAGAUGAUGGAUAUGUUUUCACUGUAAUCGCUAACUGGCGAAUUUAAGGGGUACAUUUCCCAGUGUGACUCGCUGUAAUCCAGUUAGUCCGUAGUAGACUUUAUUUCUGGGAAUUGCUGAGACAGGUCAGCCUAGUGCAGCCAUGGAGAAUUACAGAGGGCGAAAGGUGGCCGAGAAAAAGUCUUGUAUGUGUGUGUGUUUUUGAGUUUGCAUCAAUCUUAAUGUCUCUUCAUAAUACUUUUAUAAUACAUUAAGCCUCUUGUCUACAUAUUUGGAGAGAAUAUGACUUUACUAGCAGAGAAAUACAAUAUAUCUUGUCUACUGGACUGUAAAAUACAUGUAUGAAAUAAAAUUAGUUCCAUUUGGUCUUCUAGUAUAUUAAAGUGCUAUCUGACGUUGUUAUCCUGUUUUUGCAAAAAAAAAAAAAAAAAGUUAACUACAGACCAUUGUUUCUAAUGAGCAGAGAGAUCUAUUUUAGUAGUAAACUGAAGGUUUAGUUGUGAGCUUCAGAUUUUGUGAACACCAGAUGUUGUGCAGUGUUUUUUUUUUUUUUUUAAGAC
Messenger RNA from Fukomys damarensis (Damara mole-rat), 5151 nucleotides. It is a transcript of the gene Auts2, whose product is annotated as activator of transcription and developmental regulator AUTS2. The transcript has 22 exons. The record is from RefSeq and is a predicted model, not a curated record. NCBI's taxonomy places the organism in Eukaryota, Metazoa, Chordata, Mammalia, Rodentia, Bathyergidae. The coding region runs from base 1 to 3504 and encodes 1167 amino acids.